GUAAGUUCGAUUUACGGCAGAUUUACUUGAGCGCGCAAACGCAACAGACGGAAGACGGAAAAAAGCAAUCACCGAAAAAAAAUUCAACGAAACGUUAACUUAAAGAAAACCAAAACGAAAUAUAUUUUAUGGAAAAGUAACAACAGCAAAGUGUGUGCCAAUGGUUUAGGUUAAGAAAAAAAAAUUAAAAGAAACAACAAAUUGUUGGUUUUGGUGCAAAAUAGUUGUUGGUGUCUUAAAAAAGCACGAAAAGGCACAAAGUCGAAAAUAAAACAAGAUUGAGCGGCUAUUAACACAAUUAAUUUGAAAAAGAUAUAUAAAUAACUUUAUAACAAAAAAAAAUAAUAAUAAUAAUAUUUAAAAAAAGAGAGAAGUGGAAAAAAGAAGAAGUUCAAAAGUUUGUUGUAAAACCUUGGCCUUUUAAAAAAUAAAUUGAUAUAAAAAAUUGAAAAUAAUAACAGAAUCGUUAAAUUUAAAAACAAAAAAUCAUUGAUUACAUAAUAACAACAACUGAGUGGCAUACCAAAAACGGCGGUACAACAACCACAAAAAAAGUCAAUACCAGCCAAAUAAGCCAAACAAGUUAAAGGCCAUUGCAGCGGCAAAAAAAAAAAAAAAAAACCAAAAAUUCUUUAAAUUUCCAAUACUGUUUUGGUAUUUAGCCAAUAACUGCUAAUUAAUGUUGAAAAUCCUCUGACCUGAACUGUUAUCCAACAGUCAGCCCCCUUCCAUUUCUAUUCAAUAUUUACACCCCAAAAAAUAAGAGAAAAGAGAUCAAAAGCCCGCUGAAUUAUUAGCCAGAUAUGUGUGCGGAUACCGUUGCUGUCAUUCCAAAAUUCCGGAAUUUAUGGAUUUUUGCCUUGGCGCUCAGCUGUUUGAUAAUAAAUGCCGCUGCCCAAGAUCGUAACCAAACCCAAGUCUACGUCACCGAAUCGUGUCUGGAGAAACCCUUUCGAUGUCCCCAUCCCAAAAUCCAAUUCUAUUUGUACACACGAAGGACCCAAGAAGAGCCGGAGUUCAUAGAUGUACUCGAUGACAAUGCCCUCUAUUAUACACACUUCAAUCCCCGCCAUCCCACGAAGAUUGUAAUCCAUGGCUUUGGAGGUGGUCGUAAUCUGAGUCCAAGUCCGGAUAUACGAAAAGCCUAUUUCACAAUUGGUGAAUACAACAUUAUUAUUGUCGAUUAUGGUUCGGCGGUGAAGGAGCCAUGCCUCAGUCAAAUGGAAUGGGCACCAAGAUUUGGUGGCCUCUGUAUAUCACAGCUGGUGAAAUAUCUGCUGAGACAUCCGCGGGGAGUGCGUCCCGAUGAUAUACAUUUUAUUGGCUAUAGUGUGGGUGCCCAUAUUGCUGGUUUGGUGGCCAAUUACCUCCGACCGGAAGAGGGAAAAAUAGGACGCAUUACGGCAUUGGAUCCAACAAUUUUCUUCUAUGCCGGAACAAAUAAUUCCAAGGAUUUAGAUCCCAGUGAUGCCCAUUUCGUUGAUGUGCUACACACGGGCGCAGGAAUUUUGGGUCAGUGGCAUAGCAGUGGUCAUGCGGAUUUCUAUGUCAAUGGUGGCACCCGUCAACCAGCUUGUGUGGGAUCACCGACCAUUUUUCAAACACUGGCCUGCGACCACACCAAGGUCACGCCCUACUUCAUUGAGUCAAUAACAACAACCAAGGGCUUUUAUGCUGGACCAUGUCCCAAUCUAUUUACCUAUCUAAUAGGUUGGUGUGAACCCAAGGAUUCGGAAUAUGUGCUGAUGGGGGAGCAUGUUUCGCAUAAAGCUCGCGGUACCUACUACGUCACGACAAAUGCCAAACCUCCAUUUGCCCGCGGCUUUCCCGGCAAGGGAAGAUCAGCAGCAACCGGCGAAUAUUUGGGAGUACGAAGACGACGCCAUGUCCCUAAAUUUUAGGAAAAAAAAUAUAUUCUUUUAUUUUAGUAAAAAUUCGUUGUGAUUUUAAUUUUAGAAUUCUUCAUCUCCCCUCGUCGUCCCUUCUGUUGUAUUAUUAUUUUAUUUGUGAUUGUAAUUUCAUACGCCAUUUGUUUUUAUUGCAAUUUUGUUAUUACAGAAUGCAGUUUUGUAAAAUGUAUUUAUUUUCCACCAUUGAUUUUCGAUUAAGUGCGGCUAAUUGUUAAGUUUAAAUAAUAAAUAAUUUUAAUCGCGAAAAAAGGGUCCACACACAUUGUUAUAAGCAUCGAAGUUAAGAUUCUCUAAUGGGGGUGAAUAGGGGAAAAAGUUAUGGGAAAUUUGCACAGAAAUUAAAAAGGCUGAGGCCAUAUUAGACGAACUGUUUCAAAAUAUAAAAAUACGAGUCUUAUGGCCUAAAUAUGACAUAGAAAUCUCACGAGAUAAAUCGUUUGACAUUUGUGCGAAUUUCAGGAAAGCGAACAUAAUGUACUUAUAUAAAAGAAAACAAAAAUAAAAUGUCCUUCCCUUAUGAUCCCAUUAGAUAAUCUUAAGCCAUUUAAUAUUAAUAAUUAUAUCCCUAAAAUAAUAAAUUAUAUAAAUAUUUAACAUUACAUUUUUUUUAUUAUAAUUAUUUUAGCGGACCCUUUUCAGUAGAUUUUUUAAUUGAAUCAUUAUUUUUGUUGGGAUCUUGUUUGUGUGUUUAAAUAUUGUUACAUUCGUUUGCCGAACAAAUUGAUUGAUUUUAUUUUUGUAAAAUAAAUAAAAAUCUAAAUAAAGAAUAUUAUCGAUUUCUA
Musca domestica (house fly) is the source of this 2692-nucleotide messenger RNA. Its product is annotated as pancreatic lipase-related protein 2. The record is from RefSeq and is a predicted model, not a curated record. Gene Ontology annotation, molecular function: lipase activity. Gene Ontology annotation, biological process: lipid metabolic process. The transcript is spliced from 4 exons. NCBI's taxonomy places the organism in Eukaryota, Metazoa, Arthropoda, Insecta, Diptera, Muscidae. Bases 804 to 1901 code for a protein of 365 amino acids.